Manis pentadactyla (Chinese pangolin) is the source of this 1030-nucleotide messenger RNA. RefSeq lists its product as uncharacterized. The record is from RefSeq and is a predicted model, not a curated record. NCBI's taxonomy places the organism in Eukaryota, Metazoa, Chordata, Mammalia, Pholidota, Manidae.
UUGAUAUACACUCUUAUGAAGGUUUUACAUGAAAAAACAAUGUGGUUACUACAUUUACCCAUAUUAUCAAGUUCCCACCCAUGUCCCAAUGCAAUCACUGUCCAUCAGUGCAGCAAGAUGCCACAGAUCCACUAUGUGUCUUCUCUGUGCUACACUUUUCUCCCUGUGAUCCCCCACACCAUGUGUACUAAAUAUAAUACCCCUCAGUCCCCUUCUCCCUCCCUUCCCACCCGUCCUCCCACACCCCUCCCUUUUGAUAACGACUAGUUCCUUCUUGGACUCUCUGAGUCUGCUGCCAUUUUGUUCCUUCAGUUUUGCUUCAUUGUUAUACUCCACAAAUGAGGGAAAUCAUUUGGCAUUUGUCUUUCUCCGCAAGGCAGAGUCAUACUAUAAUAAAAGAACAGUGGAAAUGGUGAAAGAACAAGGGACAGGUGGUGAAAUCAAGGAGAAAUUGGAGAGGAAAACAAUUCAAAGCAUAGAGAGACAAAAACAGUAUUAUUGGGUACCUGAGAGAGAGAUGAAACACACAGAAAGGCACAUACAUCGAGCAGGACAGGUCACAGAUCUUAAGAAUAAAACAUUAAUACCAUUACUACAUCCCCCCAGUCGAACAAUGUUCCCAAAAAUUGUUUCAGAAGAGCAUAACAUCCAGAACAUACAGAGAAGAAAGUUGGUAAAUGAGUGGGAGCAGGUACAAAUUAAAGAUCACCAGGAACGCAUGCUUUGAGGAAGAGAACUUAAAGAGCAGCUCAAGGAAAGAAUCUGGAGAAAUAGCCAGAGCCAGCCACCCACACAUGAGAAGCAUGGGAGAAUAAAGAAAGAGAUGGAAGAGUUUGAAAACGUUACUGCAUAUCCACUUUUCCAGCCAUGCAGUAGAAGUCAGAUUAAAGUGAAUGUUCUUAUGGAAAAGUGUCAAAAUAGAGAAGAAGAAAAUACAAUUAUAAAACCACAUCAAAGAAAAUUCUUAACUAUGCCAUGCUUUUUGAGAAGUCAAAUAGGAAAAAUAAAAGAUUAGUAAAGUUUCAAUGUU